GGUCGCUACUCAUAGAUUCGUCCAAACUGUAAAUGUCCAGCUAUGCAUCACAUGCUUACACUAUAUUUAACAAUGCCUAAAGCUCUAAAAACCCCCACCUGGAGAUCUGAAACAAGAAAAUAAUUCAAUCCCUUGAAACCACAGCAACAAUGGCGAAUGAUCGCUGUCUCUACAGUUCAAUCCUGUGUUCUGUAGUUGUAAUGCUUCUUGGGUUGAGUUCUAUGGUGGUGUCAACCAAAGAUUUACAGCGAUGGAAUAUACUCAGUCCAAAGAGGGAUCGGUCAAAAUACAGCUUGAAGAACUACUGUGAGAGCUGGAGAAUGAAUGUGGAGCUCAACAAUCUCAGAGAUUUCAAUGUUGUUCCAGGAGAAUGCAUAUUCUAUAUCUCCAAGUACAUGACAUCUACACAGUACAAUGUGGAUCAAGAAAGAGCCGUGGAAGAGGCGCUUGUGCAUCUUACAGCCCUCCAAUUAGCAGGAGAUGGGAAGGACGCUUGGAUCUUUGAUGUUGAUGAUACCUUGCUCUCUACACUCCCCUUCUUCAAACAGCACAGCUAUGGCGGGGAACCCAUUGAAAAAGAUGCGUUAGAGAGCUGGAUGGAGCAGAUGAAAGCGCCGGCAGUGGAAGCUGUUUUGCCUCUUUACAAUCAGCUUAAGAUGAGCGGAGUGAAGAUCAUCAUCAUCACCUGGAGAAGCGAACGUUUAAGGGAUGUGACUGCACAGAAUCUGGUGCAGGUUGGAUUUACAGGAUGGACACAACUGAUAAUGAGCAGGGGAGAUAGCGAUAAUGGGAAAUCAGUUACAAGCUACAAAUCUGCCAAGAGGGAGGCACUGGUGAAGGAUGGAUAUCGUAUUCUAGGCAAUGUCGGUGAUCAAUGGAGUGAUGUCCUUGGCACUAAAGCUGGGAUUCGAACCUUCAAACUGCCCAAUUCCAUGUAUUACUCUGCAUAAUUUAUGUGAGCUCAACACGGGGAACAAGUGAAAUCAUUUUUGCAGUUGUCUCAUCAUCAAUCCUCCACUGCACCUUGUUUUCCUGUAUCGGAAUGGAAAAAUGCUUCAAUCCAUGUAUGCUUGUUUAAAUGAUAGUUUGUACAACCAGGUUCAGUAGAACUUCAAGCAUAUUAAUGUAGGUACUACUGAAGCAUUUACCAGAAAGAACUUUCCAUAAUUUUCCGAUGAGUUUAAAAAUUAGUUUUUUUUUU
Molecule: messenger RNA, 1201 nt
Organism: Cryptomeria japonica (Japanese cedar)
Lineage: Eukaryota; Viridiplantae; Streptophyta; Pinopsida; Cupressales; Cupressaceae
Product: acid phosphatase 1
Exons: 3
Coding region: 150-950 (266 amino acids)
Molecular function (GO): acid phosphatase activity
Source: RefSeq, a predicted model, not a curated record